AUGUUCAUGGGCAUCAAACGAAGAGCCCUCCACGCUCUCCUUGUGUGUGGUGCCUUGGUGCUUUUGUCUCUCUGGCUCUCGCUGGCGUCGAUCCCUCGCCUGAUACAACCAGCCAAUUACUUGGACUCGCUUCUGGUGUCGCUAUGGCUGUCUAAUCCACUCAACACUGACCAAGACUCACUCAACAAGAAAGUCAUUCAGAAGGUGAAGCAGCGAAGAAAGAAUGAUUUGGAGGACGUCUUCUGGAGAGUCGAUACCCGUUUGCGCAAGGAUCAGACCGAACUAGAAAUUCCCCCCUAUUUUUUCCAAAACGACAAGGACCGGCCCGAUGUGCAACCGUUUGACCCAAGGUUCACCUUGGCCUUCUACUACUACUUCAUACGAAAGCAUGCGCUGACGUCGCCACAAGGCAUUACGGCGCCAUUCCACUGGGCGGACUGGAUGGACAUGUCUGUGCUUGAUCAGUAUAUAUUCACCAACGAGCACACAACAUGCUCGUUCAUGGAUCAACGUGAAAAGGAAGAAGAGAUGGCGAAGAAGCAUGACAAGCCCAACCCACACGAAUCCUUGGAUCCAGCAGAGUACUGCCUUGAGGAUAAAGACUUGCCCUUUACUCACGAUGAUGGCAACAGGCUUCGGAUGGGUUUCAACGUUAAAAAGUAUCCGGGCAGAAUGGAGGCUAGCAUGGGAGUGAUCGCUGGAAGAUCUUAUAUGUAUACGCAUGCUCCUCCUCCUGCCAGCGUUAUUUUCAUGACCGAUAAUGGUUCGUAUAAUAUCACAACAACUGGGGCCAAAGAGAAGCUACUACAUAAUGGCAUUGUCGAUGAUUACAUCAAACUGGGUAAGAAAACGAUCAACACAUUGGAGGAGUUUACUUUGUUGAACCAAGAGGUUCCUUCGUUCACCGAAAGAGUGAUAAGCGAUUAUCAAAUCCACUUAAGCCACCUGGACUUCGUUCUGAACCCAAGUGAGAUUAUUGAUCAGUUGCAAAGUCGAAGUCAAUCAAAGCCAUUGACACAGCAAGAAGAAAAGUACCUUCAAUCUGUCCAAUAUUCUGUAGCGACUCAAAAUGAUCCACCAAAGUUUUUCAAAGAGGCCAGAAUCUUUAAUACUGUUAUUGGCGACCACUACGAUUGGAGAUUUUUCAACGGCAUAAAGCUUCACUCAGAAGAACAAGAACUUACUUUGCAUCGUAUGGUGAGAACUUGGUUGUCCUUUUGUCGUAAGCAAGGUAUCAGGACGUGGAUGGCACAUGGUUCCCUUCUCUCGUGGUAUUGGAAUGGUAUAGGGUUUCCUUGGGACAACGACAUUGAUGUUCAGGUGCCAAUCAUGGACUUGCACAAACUAGCCAUGUACUUUAACCAAUCUCUCGUUGUUGAAGACGGCAAAGACGGCUUCAGUCGUUAUUUCAUCGAUAUCACGUCCUCCAUUACUGUCAGGGAAAAAAGCAAUGGAAAAAACAAUAUCGAUGCCAGAUUCAUUGACGUCGAUUCUGGUCUCUACAUUGAUAUUACAGCUUUGGCUGUCAGCAAGGAAUCUGCGCCAGACAGGUACACUCAUGGAAGCCCAAAGGAGGUCAAGGACGACCCUGACAAGCUUAAUGUCAAUGACAAACUUCAACUUUACAAUUGUCGAAAUCAGCAUUUUUCGAGCCUUCAGGAGGUUUCACCUCUAUUUAAGUCAUUCGUGGAGGGUAAAGUGGCGUACAUUCCUAAAAGGUAUUCAGAUAUCCUCACUGCAGAGUAUAAUAGGAAAGGCUUGCUUGACAAGUUCUUCAGUCAUCGUCUCUUUAUGCCGCAAUUACGGCUUUGGAUACAUCAAGAUAAGUUGAGGUUCUUCUUACGUGAUAGGAAUCAGUGGCUCAAAUACUUCAGUGCCAAGACCUCUGCAGAGCUGGUGGGUCUCACGAAACCGGACCUUCACGGUGAUUUAACAACCAGAGAAGUUGCUGCUUUGAUCGAGAUGAAUGAAAAGGAUCUCCUUGAUCUUAUGCUUGACGAUAGCAUCCUCAUCGAGUAUGCUGUGCUGCGUGAAAUGACAGCUAUUCAUGAAAAUGAAAUCAUGAGACUUCUCUUUGGAAAGUCGACUGAAAAGAUAGUUCUGAGAGCUAAGGAGUUUUCGCCCUUGAAGUUCGAGCCAUUCUUAGCACGACUUAGACAAGACUAUGCUUCAUUUGAAAGCGAGGUGCAACGAUACAUUGGGCUUCAUGAUAAAUACAUUCUAAAUCCUACAAAAGAGCAGGAAAAGGACAAACUUGAAGAGAAAGAGUCAGAAGGAAAAAACCCAAACAAGGACAAUUCGAAGAAGAGCAAGGAAGAAAAGCUGCAGAAGACUAAAGACACUGAGGUCAACGAGAAUAAGUAG
Candidozyma auris is the source of this 2364-nucleotide messenger RNA. It is a transcript of the gene MNN4, whose product is annotated as Mnn4p. The coding region runs from base 1 to 2364 and encodes 787 amino acids. Lineage: Eukaryota; Fungi; Ascomycota; Pichiomycetes; Serinales; Metschnikowiaceae. The record is from RefSeq and is a predicted model, not a curated record. The transcript has a single exon.